Messenger RNA from Cloeon dipterum, 1371 nucleotides. RefSeq names its product carnosine N-methyltransferase. Gene Ontology annotation, biological process: carnosine metabolic process. The transcript has 9 exons. Gene Ontology annotation, cellular component: cytosol; nucleus. The record is from RefSeq and is a predicted model, not a curated record. Gene Ontology annotation, molecular function: carnosine N-methyltransferase activity. The coding region runs from base 158 to 1267 and encodes 369 amino acids. NCBI's taxonomy places the organism in Eukaryota, Metazoa, Arthropoda, Insecta, Ephemeroptera, Baetidae.
CUGUUGCCGGCUUUGCGUUCGUUCGUUCUUGUUAUUAUACGUCCACGGGUUACGAAAACAGAACUAUUCUAUAAAAAAAUCACAACAAUUAUCAUAUGACUGCAACUAGACUUGAGGCCUCUCUUCGGUUUCGCUGAUACCAGUAUUAUUAAGAACGAUGGCAAACAUCGAGGGCGAAUACAAGGAGUCCAGCAACAACGCUGACGACGAGGAAUACCGCCACUAUCUGCGUAUUAUCAAUGCCUACAGACAGUACAAAGUUUGCAGCCUGAACAAAUUGGCGAGGACCGAGAAGUAUUUGUGUGAAAUACCAGACCACCACCGAGAAAUGCUGUCCAGUUACAAAGACCAUCUCUACAGAGUGUCUGACGGCAUUGCAAGGAACGAUCUGGUUAUUCAAGAAAUUUUGCAGCACGUCAACAUGUUCGACGGUGCCUCGCCAUUUGAAAUAUCAAUUAAAGAGGAUAAACACAUUGGCCCACCAACUUUGGCAGAGAUCGACAAAGUCAUAGCUACGAUCAAGCAAUUUGUACGAGACUGGAGCAAAGAUGGAGAGGAGGAGAGAAAUGCCUGCUACUUGCCCAUCAUCGAGGAGAUUAAGAACCACUUUAAUGAUCCUCAGAGGCCUAAACAUGAUGUGAAAGUUCUGGUGCCUGGCGCUGGACUCGGGCGACUCGCGUGGGAAAUCGCGAGUCGAGGAUAUACUUGCCAGGGUAAUGAGUUCAGCCUGUUCAUGCUGCUGGCUUCGAAUUUUGUACUAAACAAGUGCAAUGGCGUCAAUCUGCACUCGAUUUUUCCUUGGCUGCACCAAAGCAUAAACGUUCUCAAGGCGGAGGACCAGGUCAAAGAAGCUUGGUUUCCUGACGUCAACCCUGCCGACAUCAUGUGCCAAGACGGACAGUUUUCUAUGGCUGCUGGAGACUUUUUGGAGAUCUACAAUGAGCCCAAUUCGUGGGACUGUGUGGCGACCUGCUUUUUUAUCGACUGUGCUCACAACGUGCUUGAGUUUGUGGAAACCAUUCACAAAAUACUCAAACCUGGUGGAAUCUGGAUCAACCUGGGCCCCCUACUCUACCACUUUGCAGACAUGAGGAGCGAGAACUCCAUCGAACCUAGCUACGACAUUCUCAAGGAAGUCAUUAUGAAAUUUGGCUUUGAGUACCUGAAGGAAGACACUAAAGUAUUAACCACUUACACCCAAAACCCCAAGUCGAUUAUGAAGUACACUUACGAGAGCGUGUUCUUCGUGUGCCGCAAGCCAAUGUGAGGAGAAAAACCAUCAAGGUGUGUUUAUUUCAAAAUCUAAUUUUUAUUAUACCGACUUUAUCACUUUUUUACUUGCAAAAUAAAAUUCAAACUCAGUAAAAAAAA